Molecule: messenger RNA, 741 nt
Organism: Plectropomus leopardus (leopard coralgrouper)
Lineage: Eukaryota; Metazoa; Chordata; Actinopteri; Perciformes; Serranidae
Source: RefSeq, a predicted model, not a curated record
CAGAGCCCCGCCCCUCAGAGAGGUCAGGUGCAGAGUUGUCCAAUCACAGCCAAGAAACAGAAGACGGAGGCCGGCGCUCUGAGCGACUGGCUGCUGGGAACUCCUGCAGCAAGCAGCGCUCCCAUUGGUUACCAGUCCAGCAAGAACCCUCAGGAUUGGCUGAUGGCACACAAGGAGAGCAAGACUUCCUGUCCCGUCCUGUCCUCGGUGGACUUCCUGCAGGCCUGGGGUCAGCUCAGGGACCUGGAGGCGUGGCUCCUGCAGGAGGCCCCCGUCAGCAGGGAGAGGGCCGACAGCAGCUGCAGCUCCUCCUUCUCCAUCGAGAAGAUCGACGAAUCAGAGCUCGCCAUCUCCCCCGAGGAGGAUGAGGAGGAAGGAGAAGAAGAGGAGGAGCUGAGCGACUGGCUCAUCACCCCGCCCACUGUUGCUAUGGAGACCAUGUCAGAUGCCGAGCGGUGGCGGCGGGUGCUGAAGCCGUUCGAGGAUGGCUGGUCGUCCAGCGAUUGGCUGGCGGGGCCGAGCCGUCCCCCCGCCGACUGCGCCUCCUGCUGUCAGACCUCCACCCGGGCCCUGGAGAUCGAGAACCUGGGCCAGCUCAAGUGCCUGAAGACCCCGCCCACUCCCAGCCCCGUCUCCAGCCCCGCAUCUCCUGCCCCCCUGACGGCGGCGGCCCUGGAGGCGUGGCUGCAGCAGGUGGCACCGGUGCAGAAGAACUGCAAGGCCAACGAGAUCUGCUCCGCC